This is a messenger RNA of Mytilus californianus (California mussel), 2056 nucleotides long. RefSeq names its product RNA-binding protein 39-like. Gene Ontology annotation, cellular component: nucleus. Gene Ontology annotation, molecular function: RNA binding. Lineage: Eukaryota; Metazoa; Mollusca; Bivalvia; Mytilida; Mytilidae. The transcript has 13 exons. Gene Ontology annotation, biological process: mRNA processing. The record is from RefSeq and is a predicted model, not a curated record. The coding region runs from base 202 to 1770 and encodes 522 amino acids.
AACCCCAUUAAAACGUCAGAAUCGCCAUAUUGUGAGAAACAGGAAGAAACCUAACAUAUCAAGAGCUACAUUGCUAUAUUUACACAGUUAUUAUACAGAAAAAAGACUUGUAAUACUUCAUAGUGAAAAUGGCAGAUGAUUUUGAUGUAGAAGCUAUGCUUGAAGCACCUUACAGAAACAAAGAGAUACCCAUUGUUGCAAAUGUGUCCACAGAAAUUUGUCUUCAAAGUCCAGGAUGAUGGAAGAGGAGAUGCUUCAUCUUAUGACAGAGGAGACCGAAGGAAAAGAAGAGGUGAUGAAGAUAGAUACAGAGAUAGAAGAGAUCGGGAUAGAGGAGAAAGUGACCGUGAUCGUAGAAGAGAUCGUGAUAGAAAGAGAAAUGACCGUAGCAGGGACAGCAGAAGAAGCCGAAGUAGGGAAAGACGUAGGAGUCGUGAUAGAGGAAGUGGCAGGAGAAGUAGAAGUUUUGACAGAUUCAAGAAGAGGUCUCCACCAAGGAGAAAAAGUCGCAGCAGGUCUCGUGAAAGAGGGAGAGAUCGUAGCUCUAGUACAAGUCCCUUCAAAUUCACUAGAUUAGCAGGACCUGAUCUUACUCCAGAAGAGAGAGAUGCAAGAACUGUUUUUUGUAUGCAGCUUGCAGCCAGAAUUCGUCCCAGAGAUCUGGAAGAAUUUUUCUCUUCAGUUGGAAAGGUUCGAGAUGUCAGAUUGAUUAUGGACAACAAGACAAGAAGAUCCAAAGGAAUUGCAUAUGUUGAGUUUUAUGAUACAGAAUCGGUGCCAUUAGCUAUUGGACUCACAAAUCAAAAACUUUUGGGUGUUCCUAUAAUUGUGCAACCAUCACAAGCAGAGAAAAAUAGACUUGCCAAUGCUACAAACAUAUUAACAAAAGGAUUAAAAGGACCUAUGAGAUUAUAUGUUGGUUCUUUGCAUUUUAAUAUAACUGAGGAAAUGUUGCGUGGUAUAUUUGAACCCUUUGGCAAGAUUGACGAUAUUAAGCUGAUACGAGACCAUGAAACUACAAGAUCUCAAGGCUAUGGUUUUAUCACUUUCACUGAUGCAGAGGAAGCAAAGAAAGCUCUGGAACAGUUGAAUGGAUUUGAGCUUGCUGGUAGACCAAUGAAAGUUGGUCAUGUGACAGAGAGACAAGUUGAAUUACAACAGAAUUCCAUGUUAGAUAGUGAUGAAAUGGAUCGUGCAGGAAUAGAUCUCGGUGCAACUGGCAGGUUGCAAUUGAUGGCAAAACUUGCUGAAGGAACUGGAUUCCAGAUACCAGAGUAUGCAGCUUCUGCUUUAAACAUGGGACCUGGUCCUGCACCUCCAAAUGUGUCAGCAAUCAUGGGAAAUAAUCCACAGCCACAACAACAGUCAGCCCCACCUAUAGCUACUCAGUGUUUUAUGUUGUCCAACAUGUUUGAUCCCACAUCGGAAACGAAACCUAGCUGGGACCAAGAAAUCCGAGAUGAUGUUAUAGAUGAAUGUAAUAAACAUGGUGGUGUUUUACAUUUGUUUGUUGACAAAGCAUCACCACAGGGCAAUGUUUAUGUCAAAUGUCCUACCAUAGCAGCAGCAGUGGCAUCAGUCAAUGCAUUACAUGGUCGUUAUUUUGCAGGCAAAAUGAUAACAGCAGCCUACGUUCCACUACCUAACUAUCACUCCUUAUUCCCGGAUGCCGUCAGAGCCAAUCAACUGUUGUUGCCAUCCACACAAGCUUUACAGGCAGGAUAUUCAGGGAUAUUUAACAACAUGCAACAGCAGCCAAUGAUCCGAUGACUUUAACAUGUUUUUACUGCGGGGGAGAAAUGACUUUUUUAUGUGAAGAGACUUGACUUUUAACUGUAAAUUGUAUCUAAUGCUGAAAACAGUGAUUGGUUAGUUAUUUAUAUUAUAAACUAUCUGACAGAGAGAAUGCAGGAAUUUAUACAGUAAUGAAUGUUGAUCAUGUGGAUGAUCUUACAAGGAAUAAAAGUUUUAUAUAUUGUUAUUUGUAAAAUAACCAAAAUCAAAAGUUGCAUGUUUAUUUGUAUCAGCUCAGUCAAUAAACAUGAAUUACUGGUGA